CGACUUUCGUUGUCCCCAGGACGGCGACGCGGCCCGAGCGGCGACUGGCGACUAGUUACUGGUGACCAGUAACCGGUAACUGGUGACCCCGCCGGGCGCGAGCCCGCCAGCGGCUGAAACCGGGCCUCAAAGUGAGGAAGAAAGCGGAAAAUCGGUGAUUUUUUGGGGGUGUCCCGGGGCAGCGAGAUGGCGGCGGUGCCGGCAGAGCUGCCCGCCCGGCCCGGCCCCUUCCUCCUCCUCCUCCUCAUCAUCAUCCUCAUCCUCCUCAUCCUCCUCCUCCGGCCCGGGAGGAGCAGGAGCGCGGGCGGCAGCGGCCUCGGCGAGAGGGGACGGGAAAAGGAGGAAUAAAGACGGGACAAGGAAGGGAGAAGGAGGAAUAAGGAGGGGAAAAGGGAAAGAAAAAGGAGGAAAGAGGAGGGAGAAAGAGGAUAAAAAGAAAGGAAGGGAAGUAAAUAAGAGGAAAGAAGGAAAAGAGAAGGGAAAGGGAAGGAAAAUAAGAAGGAAAAAGCAGGAAAAAGGAGAGGAAAAAGGAGGAAAAGAGAAGGAAAGCAAGGAAAAAGUAAGGAAAAAGAAAGAGAGGAGAGGGGAAAGAGGUAAAAAGACGGCAAGAAGAAGGAGAAAAGGAUACAUCAAGGGGAAAGAAGGAAAGAAGAAGGGAAAAGGUGGAAAAGAAGGAGGGAGCAGCGGGUCGGCGACAACCAACCGUCGGCAAACAAAAAAUCUGUAUUAGUUGCUUUCUUCGUGCCACUCCUGAUGUAGUGACUUCCCUGCAGAGCUGCUGCUCCAUCGAGUGUGUUCGUUUACUUGUUCCCACACUGCCUGUUGGUAAAGGAGCAUCUUCCCCACCUGAAUUUCCAGGAAAAGCCCGGUGGAAGCACAGGACUCCCACCUUUCCUCCAGGCCUCUCUGCCUCCAUCUGACCCCUCAGUUCCUCCCAGUUGGACCUUCUGAGGGAAAAGUUUGGGAUGUGGCUGUUCCUGGAGGGACCCGGAGCUUUCCCAGGGGCUUGAUCCAGGACCUGCUCCAGGCAGGACACCCAGGGUGAGGGUCCCACUGCAAUGGAGCAGCCGCCUGAGCAGGAAGGGACAAUCCCUGCCCUUUCCAGCAGGGAAGGGUCCCAGCAGCUCCCGCAGGAACCCGUCGGUGGGGAAGAAAUUCCAGAGGGCAGGCGGGAGAGCCCGGCACCAGGCGGAGAAGCCGCCGCGGGGCAGCCAGGCCGUGCCCCACGUCUCCCCUCCGAUCAGCCUCCCAAGGAAGAUGCUCAGGAGAAGCAGCCCACAGAGACUGGGGGGUCCCUGGCUGCUCCCCCCAUUCCCAGCCCCGGGGGGUUCCCAGAGGAGCCCCCCCGAGCCCGCAGCCCCGCUCGGGAAGCGGAGCCGGAUUUUUACUGCGUGAAGUGGAUCAGCUGGAAGGGCGAGCGGACGCCGGUCGUCACGCAGAGCCAGAACGGGCCCUGCCCGCUCCUGGCCAUCAUCAACAUCCUCCUCCUGCAGUGGAAGGUGAAGCUGCCCCCGCAGAAGGAGGUGGUCACGGCCGAGGAGCUGAUGGCACAUUUGGGCGAUUGCAUCUUGUCCACCCAACCCCGCGAGCCCUCCGAGGGGCUGCAGCUCAACUUCCAGCAGAACAUCAAUGACUCCAUGACCGUCCUGCCCAAGCUGGCCACGGGGCUGGACGUCAACGUGCGGUUCACGGGCGUCUCCGACUUCGAGUACACACCUGAGUGCAUUGUCUUUGACCUCCUCAACGUCCCACUCUACCAUGGCUGGCUGGUGGACCCCCAGAGCCCCGAGGUGGUCCAAGCUGUGGGCAAGCUGAGCUACAACCAGCUGGUGGAGAAGAUCAUCACCUGCAAACAGGCCAGUGACUCCAGCCUGGUGAGCGAAGGGCUGGUGGCCGAGCAGUUCCUGGAGUCCACGGCCUCCCAGUUGACCUUCCACGGGCUGUGCGAGCUGACGGCGGCCGUCAGGGAGGGCGAGCUCAGCGUCUUCUUCCGCAACAACCACUUCAGCACCAUGAUCAAGCACAAGGGCCACCUCUACCUGCUGGUGACAGACCAGGGCUUCCUGCAGGAGGAGGGGGUGGUCUGGGAGAGCCUGCACACGGUGGACGGGGACAGCUGCUUCUGCGACACUGACUUCCACCUCAGCCAGGCUGCGGGCAAGGGGGGGGCCACCGCGGCCCCCCCGGGCCCCCGCCUGCAGCAGAGACAGGUGGACCAGGAUUACAUGAUCGCGCUGUCCCUGCAGCAGCAGCAGGGCCAGGACCCCCCCUCGGCGCUGAGCGACCUGGAGCUGGCGCGGCAGCUGCAGCACGAGGAGUAUCAGCAGCACCAGCAGCACCAGCAGCACCAGCAGCACCAGCAGCACCAGGGGGGGCGGCCGGCAGGGGAGCGACGGCAGCGGCAGAAGCCAGAUUUGGACUGUACCCUCCUAUAGCGCCCGGGGGGGGCACCCGCCGCCCCCCCCCCGCACUCCGUCCCCCAGGGAGACACCCCCCACCCCCACCCCCCCCCUCCCCAGGGGGUCCCUGGGGACGUGAUGGGGACACGCACACAGGAGGGGGGGUCCUGCCAUGCCCACCAGCGGGACCACCUCAACCUUUCCAGUGGCCUUAACAGGGGGGGGUCCCAGGGGGGGCCUCAGCCCUCAGUCCCUGCUCUGAGACACGGGGGGACACGUGUCUGGGGGGGGGGAGGGAGACACACGCGUGACCCCGUGUCCGAAACGUGGCCUUAGCAAAUAAAGGACUUGUCCCCCG
Messenger RNA from Apus apus (common swift), 2757 nucleotides. RefSeq names its product MINDY lysine 48 deubiquitinase 1 (gene MINDY1). The coding region runs from base 1059 to 2435 and encodes 458 amino acids. The transcript is spliced from 12 exons. NCBI's taxonomy places the organism in Eukaryota, Metazoa, Chordata, Aves, Apodiformes, Apodidae. Gene Ontology annotation, molecular function: cysteine-type deubiquitinase activity; cysteine-type carboxypeptidase activity; K48-linked deubiquitinase activity. The record is from RefSeq and is a predicted model, not a curated record. Gene Ontology annotation, cellular component: cytosol; cell periphery. Gene Ontology annotation, biological process: protein K48-linked deubiquitination.